This is a messenger RNA of Leishmania braziliensis MHOM/BR/75/M2904, 570 nucleotides long. RefSeq lists its product as hypothetical. NCBI's taxonomy places the organism in Eukaryota, Euglenozoa, Kinetoplastea, Trypanosomatida, Trypanosomatidae. The transcript has a single exon. The record is from RefSeq and is a predicted model, not a curated record. Bases 1 to 570 code for a protein of 189 amino acids.
AUGUCGCACAUGACAGCUGAUCUCGAGUACUUCAAGUGCGAUAUGUGCGGCGUGUACCUCCAUCGAGACAUUUUCUGUGAUCAUCGACGGGAUUGUCACGGUCUGGGUAGCACGCAACUGAAGCGCGGUGAGUGUCAGCGACUUGCCGAAGCGCUUGGGCGGGAGACCCGCGAGCUGCUGUUGAACAAGGAUGGCGGUGACAUGCGUGCGACCUCUUCCAGUCGAGGUAGCGCACACCCUCAGACUAACGUUGCUUGCACGACCACGCUGGCCGCCGGGGCAUGCAAAGGCGUGGAGGCGCGUGCUGAGUCGACCAUGGAUGCUGAAGGAGCGGCUGUGACGUCCUCAGGACAAGCGCUGCUCUCAUCUUCUGUCUCUGUGUCGAGCGUCAGUGCCGGCGGUGUGGUGCCCAUCAGUGCGACGUUGUCGACGGAAGCGAUGGAGAAGCGGCAGGAGGCGCGAACGCGGCGCACCGUGUCAGACCGCUAUCAAGCUGGCUUAGAUGCGAAGCUCAGCUUGUUACUCACAGAGGACAAGAAGGCGGCAUUGCUAGGCUUCUUGAAUUCCUAA